AUGGAUUUCUCACAGGCACCACAGGUGGCCUUUUCGGACCUUCCCAUUGUGCUGUUGCCCGAUGACGAUGAGAUUGAGAUGCGGGCGGGCAUCGGGCUCGAGCUUGAUACCCGGCCCAAGGUGGAAGAGCCGCCACGAGCACCCGCCCCUCAACAUCCCAUUCCGUCUAUGCAGCAUGCUUUUGCGGAAUCACUCGUAGAAGCCACUGGGGCGGACGCUGAAAACAAACCAAAGCUGCGCACUGGCGAUGCCAAGGCAAGACGGGAGGAACUUUUGGACCAGGCCAGCUCCGACCCGCCCCCAACGGCCCUCUGGCGUGGGCGGCCGGGCCAGAAGGAACAUGAGCUCUGCAGGCUGAUUGCCCAGAUAUCAUUUGGUGUGUAUCUGCUCCUCCAUGGCAUGGCGAACAGCCAGACACUAGUCGUAUCCAUCCUACAGGGCCAUAUUGACGAGGUGGAUGAGUUCUUGGAGACCACGGUGGAGGAUAUCGAGCUGGCCACGAGGGAUAUGGAGGAUCGCAUCAAGCACCUCAAGCUGCCCAUGGACAACAUUGGUGUUUUUGAGAAGAUGCUGGAGGACCGCCAAUUCCGAACGCAGAUCCUAGAAGGGAACCAAAAGAUCGAGCAUAUCUUGGCUCGCACUCAGGCUGCGCUCGACCAGACGACCCGUGAUUUGUCCGAGGGUCUGGGGGCCACUAGGGACUUCACCAUUUACUUGGCUGAGCAGCAGCAUGGAAACUGGCGUCGGGAUCGCCCCGAUGUGAUCGACAUUUUCGACGCCAUGAAGGGGAACACAGACGGGUGGUUUAAUGCGUUCAUGGAUUUGCAAGCUAAAGCCGGCAGCUUGAACACCCUUAUGGUCAGGCUAACUGACAUGGUGUCCGAGAUGGAGCGAAGGGCGGCAGAAGUGAGCCGCAAAACUCGGCUUAGCCUCCAACCGCAUUCGCCAAAGCACAGCCCUCGGCUAUCGGAUACGUCGUCCGUUACCACUCCCCCAACUUCACCGCUCCCCAAGAUCACAACCUCGCCCCCGCGGCUCUCGUUACGACUGAGCACCCUCAAAACGGUAGAUCUCUCCAUUGAUGUGACCGAAGCAAACCUAUCUGUCAGGAAGGACAGUGUUCAUGAGUUGCCGAGCGGAGAUGGACUCUCGGCGCCAUUGUCGCCUUUGAUCGUCACUUCAAGAUCCCCGCCACCCGAGAAUUCGCCCCCGGAAUCACCCAUUGUACAUGGACAACACAUACAGCAAAUACCAACAUCGCCUCCCGCUCGAAAUCCGCGCCGUGUUUCGAAGCGACCAUCGGUACUCUUGGAUUUGCCCAAACUUGAGGUGUCCAAGCAGCCUGAGGGCAGUCUGGAAGAGGAAGUGAAGGAAGGAGAAAAUACGCAAGAGGAGACAUUGUACAUCUUGCAACCCAAAACUUACACGCCCCAGGCGACCCCCCAACCCUCACCUCGUGUCGCGGAGCGGCCCAAAUCGAAACAGGAAACCCUGCGACCAAGGCAAGCCUCUUUGGCCUCUUCGACGUCCUCGGUUGAGUCGGCAGCCCAAGUCACGAUCCAACCCACCAAGCCUCAGGCGCAUCAACUGAAGAUCGUCGAGAUCGGAGCCCGGACUAGUAUGAUUAGGAACAGCAGCAGGAUGAGCCAACGGCCGGAUUCCAGGCCGAUGCUGGGGCUCGAUCACCCGCCCCAACCACCACAACUGACGAUCCCUCAACAACCGGCCGCGGUGCCAACGCCGAGGGCGUCCCUUAGACAGCGCCUGUCCCUAAAAACUGGUCCCCUGGAAUCAAUCCAGGUCCCUCCUCCACAUGGUGGUGCUCUGCACCGACCACUACAGACCGCGCCCCGACUCUCCCAAGCCCCCGACUCCGCAUACGCAUCUGACAUGGAGCGCCCCCCGGUCCACUCUAUGGCGUCCAUUAACUCGUCCAUGGUCGACUUCUCGCCUCCUUUUGCCCACCCAGGGAUGAUUCCCUCGCCACACUCCGAACGCCAAUUCUUCCGCCCCGUACAAGCGAGCCCGUACUCGCCGCUGCAGCAGCGACCCCAUACCGCCGGGACCGUGGAUCCGCACCGCUUCCCGCCCCCUCCCCGACACACGCCCUCGGCGAUGGGGAUGAGCAUGAUGAGCAGUGCUACCGGCAUGACGGGCAAGACGAGCAAGUCAGUGAAAAAGAAGCGCAGCGCGUUUGGCUGGCUCAAGAAGGCGUUUGCCCUUGACGAGGAGGAGCGCGCCACGUUUGAGCAGAGACGGGUCGAGCAAAACAGCAACAACCCUUAUUAUGAACCUAAGAGCCAGGAGUUCCUGGACGGCAAACGUGUUCGGCCGCGGCCCGCUUAUUAG
Messenger RNA from Dichotomopilus funicola, 2349 nucleotides. RefSeq lists its product as uncharacterized. NCBI's taxonomy places the organism in Eukaryota, Fungi, Ascomycota, Sordariomycetes, Sordariales, Chaetomiaceae. The transcript is spliced from 2 exons. The record is from RefSeq and is a predicted model, not a curated record. Bases 1 to 2349 code for a protein of 782 amino acids.